Molecule: messenger RNA, 1143 nt
Organism: Chaetomium globosum CBS 148.51
Lineage: Eukaryota; Fungi; Ascomycota; Sordariomycetes; Sordariales; Chaetomiaceae
Exons: 2
Coding region: 1-1143 (380 amino acids)
Biological process (GO): L-arabinose metabolic process
Cellular component (GO): extracellular region
Molecular function (GO): cellulose binding; alpha-L-arabinofuranosidase activity
Source: RefSeq, a predicted model, not a curated record
AUGAAACUCAGCAAGUCCGACCUCAGCGCCGCCCUGCUCGCCUCGGCCCUGCCCGUGGCUCAGGCUGCGUGCAGUCUCCCGUCCAGCUACAAGUGGACUUCGACUGGCGCUUUGGCCCAACCACGGUCGGGCUGGGCUAACCUCAAGGAUUUCACCUACGCUCCCUACAAUGGCAAGCACCUCGUGUAUGCCAGCUACUUCGGAGGGAACUAUGGCUCCAUGAACUUUGGUCUCUUCUCGGACUGGUCUAGCAUGGGAUCGGCGAGCCAGAACCAGAUGAACUCGGCCACCGUCGCCCCUACGCUCUUCUACUUCGCCCCCAAGAAGGUCUGGGUCCUGGCCUACCAAUGGGGUGCCACUCCCUUCUCGUACCGCACGUCGUCCGACCCGACCAACCCGAACGGCUGGUCGAGCGCCCAGCCUCUCUUUUCCGGGAGCAUCUCCGGCUCCGACACUGGACCUAUCGACCAGACCCUGAUCAGUGACGGUACCAACAUGUACCUCUUCUUCGCCGGCGACAACGGCAAGAUCUACCGCUCGAGCAUGCCAGUCGGCAACUUCCCCGGCAACUUCGGUUCGAGCUCAACCGUCAUCAUGAGCGGCAACAAGAACGACCUCUUCGAGGCCGUGCAGGUGUACACGGUGGCGGGCCAGAGCCAGAAGACGUACCUCAUGAUCAUUGAGUCGAUCGGGUCGCGCGGCCGGUACUUCCGGUCGUACACGUCCAACAACCUGGGCGGUUCGUGGACGCCGCAGGCGACCAGCGAGAACGCGCCCUUCGCCGGCAAGGCCAACAGCGGCGCGUCGUGGACCAACGACAUCAGCCACGGCGAUCUCCUCCGCACCAGCGCCGACGAGACCAUGACCAUCGACCCGUGCAACCUGCAGCUGCUGUACCAGGGCCGCUCCGGCGACAGCAGCGACUACAACUCGCUGCCCUACCGCCCCGGUCUCCUCACCCUCCAGGGCGCUACCGGCGGCAGCCCGAACAACCCCGAGCCCACCGGCGGCACCAACCCCGGCACCGGUGGCACGGUUCCCAAGUACGGCCAGUGCGGUGGUAGUGGUUACACCGGCCCGACGACCUGCGCCAGCGGGUCCAAGUGCACCUUCUCUAACGAAUGGUACUCUCAAUGCCUCUAA